AGGAGCCUCAUACAGCAACAGCAACAACAAAUCUCACGCCAAUUUCCGAAAUCUCAGGCUCGUCACUAAAGAAGAGCGCCCUUCCUGCCUUCUCCGACUCUGAAGGCGCACGCGAUUCGUCUGCGUCGCCCGCAGCCCCGAUGGACACCGACAGCCAUCCCCCGUCAUUCAUGGAGAGCGACCCAGCCGUCCGCAGAGAGCAGGAAGACAGCGGCGGCCGCGUCAACACGGAUGAGGACGAGAAUGAGGCUGAGGAAGAGCCCGUGACCUAUCUGCGGCUAGGGGUGGAUUAUGAGGUGGACCCGGCUGACACGGAUAUCAGCAUACAGUGCGGGCGGAUACGCAAGUUUGAGAACCUCGAGCAGUGCACCAACCUGCAGGUCAACGGGACGGGUCGAGCAAGGGAGGGGACGUAGCGGAAGAGAGAGGACCACGGCGUCUGCAUGCUUUGUGUGUGUCGGCAGAGUUUGUGUCUGAUAGCGAAUCACGUGAGGGCGUUGGAGAAUCUGGAGCAUAAUAUCCACCUGACGCGCUUGGAGCUGUACCAGAACGCCAUCACGCAGAUCGCAAACAUCAGCCACCUCACCCAGCUCAGGUCCGCAGGAGAGCGAAAGUCACGAACGAACAUAUGUGCUGGUAGCGGUGCAUUUGUGGGCAUGUGUCUGUCUUGUCUGUCCUUGUGGCUGCACUGUGUCUGUCGGUCAGGGUAUUGGAUCUGUCCUUCAAUCAGAUCCGCAAGAUAGAGAACAUCGAGACUCUGGUGCAGCUCGAGAAGCUCUACCUGUCGAGCAACAAAAUCACCAAGGUGAGCGACAAGGCGAGUAGGCAGGCAAACGAGCAGGACAGAGAAUGCGCAGUGCACAUGGCGUCAUCUGAUCAGAUAGAGGGGCUGGACAAUUUGGUGGGUUUGAAGCUCCUGGAGCUGGGCAGCAAUCGGAUACGGGUACGAGCGGAUCAGACAGACCACGCAGCGGCAGCACCAGAUAGAUAGAUGGAGAAUGUGCGAGGGUGACGGUGUGAUUGAUGUCUCUCUUGAUAUGAUGCCUGUCUGUCUGUCUUUCUGUCUGUCAGGUGAUCGAGGGUGUGUCGCAGUUGCAGCAGCUUGAGGAGCUGCACCUGGGCAAGAACAAAAUCACAUCCAUGGUAGGUAUACCGUACGCUCACAUGGGCAAGGACACACAGACAUGGGCCCAUAUCGCAUUGCCUGUCGGUUCGUUUGCCAUGCACCGGUCAAUCAGGCGUUGCCGGUUCUCCCGAGGUUGACCACGCUGACCCUGCAGGUAGGGGAGAGGAGAUGCAGCGCGUCGCUCCUACGAGUGACAGAUGCUUCGCGUUGUUGCUCUCUUGUGUGCAUUUGCCCCUCAGAGCAACCGUCUGGAGGAGUGGGACGCGUCCGUGUUCGCCAACACGGGCCUGCAGGAGCUGUACCUAUCGCAUAACGCGCUCUCUAACGUGCCCCAGGACAUAUGCAGACUGGUACACUACAACUAGCAGCACACAACCAAGGCCUCCAACUCAUCUGUGCGCCGGUCUGCCUCUCCCCGGGUGCGCGAUAGGUGGAGCUGGAAACACUAGAUUUGGCGUCGAAUAAGAUCGGCGACUUGGCGCCUCUGGCGGGUCUGAUGAAAGUGGAGGACCUCUGGGUACGUUAACAGCACGUCACACACACAGCGACUCCUCUCAUGUGAAUGGCUGAUUGGGUGACGAUGGCUGGACGCCUUCACGUGUGUUUAGAUGAAUGACAACGCAGUGGAGGACAUCAAGCAGGUCGAACACCUGAAGGCCAUCACCUCACUCAAAACGGUGCGCAGACGACAACAGUGACUAAACGGGUGCUCAACCCUUAUAUAUCACAUUCACGUGUCGUUCUCUAUGUGCGUAUGUAUGGGGUCUGUCUGUCUGUUCUGUGCGUCCCGUCCACCAGUUGUAUCUGGAGAGGUGUCCGCUGCAGUACAAGCUAGGACCAGGGUAUCGCAUGGCCGUCACAAGCACACUGCCGGGCCUCAACCAGCUGGACGCCGCAGAGGUGCGGGCGACCAUCACGGUGCACACAAGGCCACUGGUGGGCCGGGUGGGGCAGAGAGCUGGGGGCGCCGACAGGAAAGAAGGGGGAGUAGUCAAGUCCAUCAUGAAGAGAUGAUGAGAUGAGUGAGUGGUUGUUGGAGUGAGCGAGGUGAGUUUUUUGUGUGUGGAUAGACGGACAGAAGCGUGUUUAGUGCAUGCCUCCGUGCUGGUGACUCGCCAAAGUUACUGACUGUCUCGGCCGGCCCAUUUAUGCGAUCGAUUAUGAAGAUGCAUCCACCCAUACGACUGUGCAAUCA
Messenger RNA from Vitrella brassicaformis, 2321 nucleotides. The record is from the annotation of a GenBank genome assembly. Lineage: Eukaryota; Vitrellaceae.